This is a messenger RNA of Leptopilina heterotoma, 2641 nucleotides long. RefSeq names its product homeobox protein abdominal-A homolog. Gene Ontology annotation, molecular function: RNA polymerase II cis-regulatory region sequence-specific DNA binding; DNA-binding transcription factor activity, RNA polymerase II-specific. The coding region runs from base 1196 to 2470 and encodes 424 amino acids. The transcript has 4 exons. Gene Ontology annotation, biological process: negative regulation of transcription by RNA polymerase II; anterior/posterior pattern specification. Lineage: Eukaryota; Metazoa; Arthropoda; Insecta; Hymenoptera; Figitidae. The record is from RefSeq and is a predicted model, not a curated record. Gene Ontology annotation, cellular component: nucleus.
GAACGAGAGAGUUGCAAAAUCGAAGAAAGAGAAAAGAGAGAGGUAUAUUUGCAGAAAGAAUCGGAGAUAUUCUGUAGGAUAGAGUGAGAAUAUCACGAGGGAGAGAGAGAGAGAGAGAGAGAGAAUAUCUUGAGAGUGAAAAAGAGAGAGAAUAUCUUGAUAGAAAAAGAGAAAAUAUCUUGAGAGAAGCAGAGAGAAUAUCUUGAGAGAAGAAGAAAGAGAGAGAAUAUCUCAGAGCAUAAGAGAGAAAGAGUGAGCCGAAUGGAAAAGAGAGAUAGCAGACGAAAAAGUGAGAUAGGAACGAGAAGGAGAGAGAAUGAAGGAGGGAAGAAGAGAGAAGAUUGGGAAGAAAAGUGAGAGAGUAUUGAGAAACUGAGAGAGAGCGAGAGACGUUGGGAGUGAGAUGGAAUUCGUAGGGAAAGAGGGAAAGCGAUAGACCCAUUCAUCUUGGCGCGCCUAGCCUGUACGGGAUUGGCUGUGGGUGAGUGAGGCCGUCUCUUGAUUGGCCGGUUCUGUUUACCAGCUGUGUCGGAUUCAGGAGAGGGAGUCGAGAGACAAGCGGCGCCAUUAUUGUAAGGGGUUACAUUUAGCUGGCUGUGGUGUGUAGUACGCGGCGUUCGGGAUAGGGGGCUAUAGUACCCUCAUGCAUGGCCCAUAAAGGAUUCGUCGACUAUCCGAGAAGUACGCAAGAAACAGCUUCUAACACCUGACAGGCCACGCUCCUCCUGGUCUCGUGGGCAGCCCAAUUUUCUGGGGCAGCGGAUCAGCUGUCGGGGCCCCGUCGCGCACUAUUCAAAGAGAUAUAAAACCCAAAAAAAAUUGCAACCUUAAUCCUUUAUUUUUGGAAUAGGAAAAAUUUUUUCGCCUCCCUCGUUAUCGUGGUGUGGUGUGCGAGUUGCGUAAGUGGCAAUAAAAGUGAGGGUAAAGCACCGAUAAAAGUCGGUGAAGAAAAGAGGGGCGAGGAGGUGGGAAGGGGAGGAGGAGGAAGUGCGUAGAGCGUGGAAAAGCGGAAUACGAAAUCGCCUCGUGGUCCGUGCGGAAGGUGCGCUCUCUCUCUCUCACACUCUUUCUUUCUUAAUACUCGGGAAAAAAGGUGCAUGAUGUGCGGGACCAAUAUGGUGUUACAGUUGGUGGACUGUUGUGACCAGUGCGGGUGUUGACUGUCCACGGAGGGACGCGCGCUGGCGGCGGCGAUAUGAGUUCGAAAUUCAUAAUCGAUAGUAUGCUACCAAAGUAUCAUCAACAAUUUCAUCAUCAACAAUUGUUCUCAAGCGCGAAUCCCAGCUCAGUUCAGGCCUGUUCCUCAAGUCCAGUUUCAAGUUUAGAGUCGAGUUUGUCAGCGGCGGCUGUUGCGGCAGCGGCUGUUAAUUACGCUCAACACAAUUCCCCGAGUCCGACGGGCUCGAGUCCCCAGCACUCAGGAAGUUCGGCCUCCACCUCACCGGCGGCGCGCGCCACCUCCAGUAUGUACCCCUACGUAUCAGCGGCUGCGGCCCAUCAUCAUCAUCAACAACAACAGGCGGUUGCGGCCGCGGCAUUUGGGGCCACAUCGGGCAUGGUCCCAGGUUUUGGCUCAUCGGCAGCGUCGAGCGCUGCAUUAGCGGCUGCAGCGGCCGUCGACGCUGCCACCACUGGCGACAAAUCCUGCAGGUACACCGCGAGUCUUACCGGCAAUGUUGCACCCUCCGCCAACGAUCCCAUGGUUAAUUACACAUUGGGUCAUCAUCAUCAGAAUGGAGCCACCCCCGGAGGACUUGUUUCUUCAGCAUCGGCGUCAUCGGCCGUUUCAGCAGCCUCAGCAUCCAUGGCGGCCGCUGCACAAUUCUAUCAUCAAGCGGCCGCUGCUUCAGCUGUUGUCGAUCCUCUAGCCUCCUGUCAACAACCCACCACCGGACAACCAGGAAUUCCCGAGAUACCCCGUUAUCCAUGGAUGUCCAUCACCGAUUGGAUGAGUCCCUUUGACAGAGUCGUCUGUGAAGGCCGCAUGUCCAAUCUAAAUACCCUGGACAUAUGCCGUUCUGAGCCGUUGUCAAAGCAGAAUUUCAAUGAUCUUACUUGGGAGGGUCAAUAUUAUAGUCCAAACGGUUGUCCGAGGCGUAGAGGUCGACAAACCUACACACGAUUCCAAACGUUGGAAUUAGAAAAGGAAUUUCAUUUUAACCACUACCUGACGAGAAGACGACGAAUAGAAAUCGCCCACGCUCUCUGUUUAACGGAACGGCAGAUAAAAAUUUGGUUUCAAAAUCGACGGAUGAAAUUGAAGAAGGAAUUGAGGGCGGUAAAGGAGAUAAACGAGCAGGCUCGUCGUGAACGUGAGGAGCAGGAUAUGAUGAAAAAACAACAGGCCGAGAAACAAGCUAAAAUGCAACAGGAGCAACAAACAGCACUGCAGCAUCAGCAACACCACGUCGGUGGUCUCGAUAAAACGCAAAACGAUCUCCUCAAGGCUGUCAGCAAAGUUCCCGCAUAGGGAACGACAUUGCUCACUUCACUCUCUCUUGCCUAGGAGAUAGUAAUUAAAUAUUAAUCGCAAAAAAAAAAAAAAUAAAAAAUACACACUCGACUACGUACUUAUACCCAGCGAACCUUGCCACGGUCUCGCUCGACUGAUCCUAGAAUGUAUUUUUUGUAAGACGGAAGC